AAGAUUAACUGUUAUUGUGUGUCACAUUGAAAAUACUCUUUACUCAAGAGUAUAGCUUUUUAUUAUGCUUUCUGUGGUUAAGACAUUUCUGCUUGCCCUGACUGCCCUUUCUUUGAAGAAGUUUAUUACCCAUUCAGAGUGCCAGUGCAGCAGUGUCUGUGGCUGCUUUCCAGAUAGAAUUACUGAAAUCUUCUCUUCUCUUGCUUCAGUCCCUUUUAAUUUUUUUUUACUUUUUUAUACUUUUAAAUUUAGGUGCUCUUUAACCCCCARUGGUGCAGGAGAUGGGAACGCUUACUUGAGUAAUGGGUGUGAAGUGUUUAGCUGAUACAUCUGUGUUGAGGUUUGUGUAGUUGGUGAACCAAAUUGGUAGGAGCUUAAAUAGAAUUCAGCUGUGGCUUUAGGAGUUAUCAACAGAUUUUAUACUUUGCUURUAGUAUGCUUACAGUACAGCCUAGCUGUGGUAUUGGUGCAAUUCAGCCUUCCCCACACAAAAAAAUCCUGAAGUUCAUUGUCAUUGUUCUCUCCAUGAGGCCUGGAAUUCACACUUCUUAGGUGGAUUUUUAUUCUCAUCUAGUAAUCUGUAAAUUCAAAUAARUAAAUUUGAUCCCUUAAUCAGCCACAACCAAAUGGAAAAGUAUCUUAUUCYGUCCAGAAUAAAACAGUGAAUAAAAAGACAGUAAAAAAAAUUGCACUCUUUUGCUUAGGGUUACUUCUUGACUAGAAACUAGAAGCUUAUAUUUAGACAUGUGUUUGCAGGUUGAUUCCAUCAUUCUCUGAGUCAUUAAGUAUUAUUGCAAUGCAGGCUGGGAUAUGGUAUUAACUGGGUUCAAACUCUCUGCCUGUUGUUUUUUUUCUUCCCCUUUUCUCCAUUUGUAUUUGUAAUGGCAGCCCCAAUAAAUAUCAGGAAAGAAAAAGUUACUGUGUUUUAAAGUUACAAAAUAUAAUAAGUUAGUAACAUUUAUCCAGUGGAGAGAGUGGAGAACAAAGUUGCUACUGUUUAGUCUAUGAAUAUUCSUUUCUUCUUAUACAGUGGAAUUACUUUGAAAUAUGAUUUAAAUCUACUUAAAUGUUUAGAGGAAUUGAUUAUGAAACAUGAGAGAAGGGACUCUUCAGUGGUCAUAGGGCCUGACUUCAGACAAGGGCGACCUGAGUUUAAUUUUCUUUUCUAUGAUGGCAGUUAUCCUUAGGGAUUUACCUGCUCUCUUUGUUUCCAUUCUCAAUUUGUAAAAUUCUUGGGUAAAAAAAAAAAAAAAAAAAAAAAAAGCCUUCUUUGCAAUACUUUGUGACAAACCACAUAUGCUUUUUAGGUAACCUCUUUAAUAUCUUUAAGUCAGCUGGUGCUUUGCUGUUGCUGCUUGGGAGGCUGGAUCAGUUCAGUGUUUUCUUUCUGUUCACAAUAUGCUUUCCUGUCAUUAAGAACUCUGUGGAGACAUGAUGGUGCUGCAUCCCAGUCAUAAACUGAGUUUUUCAGGUUGAAUUCUAGACUGAGAUUGCCUACUGACUGCAUCUAUUUCCUCUGUAUGAUCUAUCAAACAGAUUUAGAUUGAUCAAGAAUUAUAGUAAGAUUGCAUGUCUGUUUCACAUGAAAUUUGGAAGUGAGAUGAGUGAAAGCCGAGCAAAAAAAGUUCGAAUAAAGGAAGUUGAUGGUUGGACUCUAAGGAUGCUUAUUGAUUAUAUUUACACUGCUGAAAUUCAAGUUACAGAAGAAAAUGUGCAGGUACUGCUCCCAGCAGCUGGUCUCUUGCAACUGCAGGAUGUGAAAAGGACUUGCUGUGAGUUCUUGGAAUCCCAACUUCAUCCUAUCAACUGCCUGGGGAUUCGUGCUUUUGCUGACAUGCAUGCAUGCACAGAUCUCCUGAGCAAGGCCAACACAUAUGCAGAACAGCACUUUUCCGAUGUUGUACUUAGUGAAGAAUACCUCAAUCUUGGUGUAGAGCAGGUGUGCAGUCUUAUAUCCAGUGACAAACUCACAAUUKCCUCAGAGGAGAAGGUUUUUGAAGCAGUGAUAGCCUGGGUAAACCAUGACAAAGAUGUAAGGCAGGAGUUAAUGGCACGUCUGAUGGAGCACGUUCGGCUGCCUUUGCUUUCCCGCGAGUAUUUAGUUCAGAGAGUUGAAGAGGAAAUAUUGGUUAAGAACAGCAGUGCUUGUAAAGAUUACCUCAUUGAAGCUAUGAAGUAUCACYUGYUACCGACUGAGCAGCGAGCAUUGAUGAAAAGCACACGAACAAAAUUGAGAACACCCGCUAGCCUUCCAAAAUUGAUGAUGGUAGUUGGGGGCCAGGCACCAAAGGCAAUUCGCAGUGUUGAAUGCUAUGAUUUUAAAGAAGAACGCUGGCAUCAGGUAGCAGAAUUGCCUUCCAGAAGAUGUAGAGCAGGAAUGGUGUACAUGGGAGGCAUGGUUUACGCUGUUGGUGGUUUCAAUGGCUCUUUGAGGGUUCGUACAGUAGAUUCCUAUGAUCCAGUGAAGGACCAGUGGACAAGUGUUGCUAACAUGCAAGACAGGAGAAGCACACUGGGAGCAGCAGUAUUAAAUGGCCUUCUUUACGCUGUGGGAGGAUUUGAUGGGAGUACAGGUUUGUCAUCAGUCGAAGUUUACAACUUAAAGACAAACGAGUGGUUUCAUGUAGCUCCAAUGAACACAAGAAGAAGUAGUGUUGGCGUAGGUGUUGUUGGAGGUAAGCUGUAUGCUGUUGGUGGCUAYGAUGGAGCAUCACGGCAGUGCCUUAGUUCAGUAGAAUGCUAUGAUGCCAAUUCAAACGAGUGGAGCUAUGUCGCAGAAAUGAGCACGAGACGGAGCGGAGCAGGUGUUGGUGUGUUAAACAAUUUAUUGUAUGCAGUAGGUGGUCAUGAUGGUCCUUUGGUAAGAAAAAGUGUUGAAGUGUUUGACCCCAUUGCCAGUUCCUGGAAGCAGGUUGCAGAUAUGAACAUGUGCAGAAGGAAUGCAGGUGUUUGUGCUGUAAAUGGUCUCUUGUAUGUAGUUGGAGGAGAUGACGGUUCCUGUAAUUUAUCAACAGUGGAGUAUUAUAAUCCAACAACCGAUAAGUGGACGGUUGUCUCAUCUUGUAUGAGUACAGGAAGGAGCUAUGCAGGUGUUACAGUUAUUGACAAACCAUUAUGAUCAGUAAAGGGAUUUUCAACUUGAUUAUGCACUAGAAGCAGUCUUCAACAAGUGUAUUUGAAGUGACUGAGUAUCUAAGCACUUCUCUACUUGUAGCUGCACCUUGAGUCACAGUGGAAGAUGUGACUGUCUACAAUUACAGAUGACAGAUGAUGAAGAUUACUCUAGGUAGAAGCAAUGCGUAGGAUUUUUCUGCAGUUGAGCAGAAGCUGAUUGAAUUUUUGGAGCCUGGUGGACAAUUUUUUUUAUUGCAAGAUCUUCAAAAAAAACCCAACACUUUCAUAAGGACCGACUUCUGUCAGUUAUGACUGAGAAACGGAUUGUGAGUGAAGAAUGGUGUGUAUUCUGGUGAAAGUAAAUUUUUGUCUUAUUUUUUCCAGAGACUAAUAAAUAUAUUUAAGGAAAUGAACUGUCAGUCUUCAUAGUAGGUAUUGAAUCCCACCUCAGUAAUUCAAGCUGGCAUGGGGUAAAUUUGUUUCCUUUUAUAAAACUUUUGUUACAUAACUAUACUACGUGCAUAUGUUUGUGUGAGCAUAAGUUGCUCUCUAUUGAAACUCUUCAAAACCUGAUUUUGCUAUUUAUAAUUUGGCACAGUACUUUGAAUAUGUCAGUACUAUGUUGUAAAACAGAGAUGUAUUUUUUGAUAUGUAAUAAUGCUUAACACUAAUUCCCAUUGAAGGAGAUCAGAGAAGGUAUAACACUUCUUGAGCAGGUGUAAUUUCAAAACCUUUUUAAUAAAAAUGUUGUCUGUACUUAUGGGGUUUUUUUUCCUGUUCAAUUUUGGUCACAUUUAGAUGUUACUUUUUUUAUCCUUUUAUCCAAAAGGUGAUUUGGCAUGAAAAUAACUGAAAAUUUAUAGUGACUGUAUGCAAUUGCGUUGAAUUUGCAUGGUACAAAGGCCUAUUUAUGUGUGUAACCUCAGCUUCUAUUAGCCAAUAUCUGAAUAUACUGUAUGUGGCCAUGCUUAUAAAGCAGCACAUUUUUAUUUGUUCUUGGAUGGCCUCCUUUUAACAUGACCAAAGUAACUGUCAUAUUUGAGACAUUUUCUUCAAAUAAAAGUUUGUACAUUGUUUCCUAAUGCCAACAGGUCGCUUAAAACUUGCGUUUCU
Malurus melanocephalus (red-backed fairy wren) is the source of this 4227-nucleotide messenger RNA. It is a transcript of the gene KLHL2, whose product is annotated as kelch like family member 2. Gene Ontology annotation, molecular function: protein binding. NCBI's taxonomy places the organism in Eukaryota, Metazoa, Chordata, Aves, Passeriformes, Maluridae. The record is from RefSeq and is a predicted model, not a curated record. The transcript has 13 exons. The coding region runs from base 1583 to 3118 and encodes 511 amino acids.